Molecule: messenger RNA, 1467 nt
Organism: Lasiosphaeria miniovina
Lineage: Eukaryota; Fungi; Ascomycota; Sordariomycetes; Sordariales; Lasiosphaeriaceae
Exons: 2
Coding region: 1-1467 (488 amino acids)
Molecular function (GO): UDP-glycosyltransferase activity
Source: RefSeq, a predicted model, not a curated record
AUGCAGAUGCGCUUUCCAAGACGAAAGGUCCUCUUGCUCACCAACUCGGAGCUUGGUCAAGCCAAUGUCUUCCUCGCCACGAGCCAUGCUCUCCUGCAGCUCGGAGCCGAGGUGCACUUCGCCUCCUUUCCAGCCAUCGAGAGCUCUGUGAGGGCACUGUCCAGAGAAAUCGUGUUCCACGCCGUGGAAGGGGUCGACAUGAAGACGGCAUAUCCCCGGGCUGAGGUCGAGGGGUCUGGCUUGGAAGGCAAGACGCCGCGCUUCUACACCAUGCCCGCCGUGCUCCGGAUCUGUCUCCACACCACCAUGCCGUGGUCCGGACCCCAGUACGUCGACAUCUACCGGUCCAUAGUCGGCAUUCUCCAGCAGGUGGCCCCAAACAUCAUAGCCGUCGACCCGGCCUUCUCGCCGGCCGUUACCGCGUGCCGCCACAUGGGCGAGAGGUUUCUCAUCUUGGCCCCCAACACCAUCAAGGACUUUGCAAUCUCGUACCAACCCCCAGGCGACGUGUUCUGGAAGUACCCAUGCAUAGCCUCGGGUCUCCCGUUUCCAAUUCCAUGGUGCUAUGUCUUGCUGAACAUCUACUACGUCGCCCUGGCCCUGGCAAUAUGCUGGGGCGACCGGCGGCUGCGAGAGGUCAAGCAGUACAUCAGGGACUACACGGCAGGGGACAUGAUCAGCCUCGAGGACCUCAACCAAAGGCCGCCACCCGGCGUCAAAUACCUGGUCGCCAACCUGCCCGACCUUGAAUUCCCGCUCCAGACAAGCCCACCGCACAUUAUCCCCUGCGGGCCAAUCCUCCGCCCGGCCGAGCCGAUCUCGCAGGCCGACCCGGAUCUCGCCUCGUGGCUGUCCCGGGGCCCGACCGUCUACAUCAACCUCGGCACCCACGCCAAAACCACCGAGGGCACAGCUGUCGAGAUCGCCAAGUCGGUGGCGCUGCUUCUACGCGAGGCUGCGCAAGAGACAGGCGAGGAGAAGAUGAAAGAGAAGCUCGCCGGGCUGCAGGUGCUGUGGAAGCUGACGCGCAAAGGCCAGUACGACAACCGGCGCCUCGCGCAAGUGCUAGGGCAGGAGAUGGAACAGGACAGGGUGCGGAUCGUGGGCUGGGUCAAGGCGGAGCCGCCGGCGGUGCUCGCGCACGGAGGUAUCGUAUGCGCAGUGCACCACGGCGGCGCCAACUCGUUCCUCGAGGCCGUGGCAGCGGGCGUGCCGCAGGUCGUGCUGCCCGUGUGGAUCGACUGCUUCGACUUUGCCAACCGCUGCGAGUUCCUCGGCGUCGGCCGCUGGGGCAACAAGUCCACGCCGCCGCGCUGCCGGGCCCCCGAGCUCAGCCCCGUCCUCGUCGACGUCGUCUUGGGCCCCAAGUCUGCAGGUUACCGCGCCAGGGCCGCCGAGCUGGCCAGGCUGUGCGCGCGCGAGCCCGGCAGGACCAAGGCGGCGCGCGUCAUUCUCGGCGAGAUUUGA